This is a messenger RNA of Polistes dominula (European paper wasp), 1822 nucleotides long. RefSeq names its product MFS-type transporter SLC18B1. The record is from RefSeq and is a predicted model, not a curated record. Gene Ontology annotation, molecular function: transmembrane transporter activity. Gene Ontology annotation, biological process: transmembrane transport. Lineage: Eukaryota; Metazoa; Arthropoda; Insecta; Hymenoptera; Vespidae.
UAUAUGAAAAGAGGAGAAGAAGAAAAUAUCUCUUCAUAUCAUUCGAGAUGAGAAAGAAAAUGUUUUAGACCAGCGAGUUCUUCUUCAGUCGUACAAAGUUAAUCGUAGAAAUAUCCUCGAUGACGGAAUUUACCGAAACUCGGAUAAUAAUGUUCCUGUCUCGUAGAUGAUCAUUUAUAUUUUCUAUCAUCAUGGUGCGACAGUUCACUAAAAGACAAUGGCUUACACUCAUAGUGAUUAGCAUUGCAGAUUUCGCUAAUGCUAUUUGCGUAUCUCUUCAAGCACCUUUUUAUCCUCAAGAGGCUGAAAAAAAGGGCGCCUCACCUACCGAGUAUGGACUGGUUUUUGGUGUUUUCGAACUUGUCGUUUUUAUCAUCAGUCCUGUUUAUGGGAAACACUUAAACUGGAUCGGUCCGAAGUUGUUAUUCAAUGGCGGUAUCUUGACGACAGGAACUUGUGCUAUCUUUUUCGGUCUGUUGGAUAAGGUCGACGGUCACUAUCCAUUUAUAAUCCUCUCCUUCGUGAUUAGGAUUGUCGAGGCACUUGGAAACGCCGCUUUUCUCACUGCCAGUUUUGCGAUUAUCGCUAAAGAAUUUCCGAAUAAUGUUGCUACCACAUUUGCCAGCUUGGAAACGUUCUUUGGUUUGGGACUUAUUGUUGGUCCUACUGUUGGUGGUGCUCUUUAUCAGGUUGGUGGAUAUACGACUCCAUUUGCAGUUCUAGGUUCAGCGCUCUUUCUAUCAGCAGUGACAACAGCAUUCAUCCUACCAGUCCAUAAUAAUCGUGAACAGGACGAACAUAAUACUGGAGGUGUUUCCAAGGUUCUGAGAAUUCCAGGUGUCUUAAUGGCAACCUCAUCGAUAAUUGCAACAAGUAUGAGUAUCGGAUUUUUGCAAGCAACAUUGGAACCACAUUUACGUCAAUUCAAUUUGAGUCAUGUAGUUUUGGGUUUGAUGUUUGUUAUCAAUGGUGGUACUUAUGCUCUUACUGCUCCAGUCUGGGGUUGGUUUUGUGAUAAAUAUUCACAUCCAAAAAUUGCAACAGUCGUUGGAUGUAUACUCGUUUGUAUUGCAUUUAGUUUGAUAGGACCUGCACCCUUCAUACCAUAUCCUACCAUGAUUUGGUUGACAAUUUGUGGUCUGGUUAUACACGGCUUAGGAAUGUCUGCUCAAUUGGUUGCUAGUUUCACGGAUGCUCUAAGAACAAGCAUAGCCUAUGGGUUUCCGAAUAAUAUUGAAACCUAUGGUUUAAUUAGUGGUCUAUGGACGAGUACAUUUGCAUUAGGAGCUUUUAUUGGUCCAAGUGUAGCUGGUAUUCUAUUGGAUAACAUCGGAUUUAGAAAUGCUUCAAUGUUUAUUGUUAUUCUACAUUUCUUGAUCGGUGCAUUCGCUGCAGUGUUUCUCUCAAAUUGUUCAAAAACACCAAAACCUUAUACGGAAAUUGGUGUAGGGGAUGACAUUAGAGUACCAUUGAUGGAUAGUACUCAAUCAAAAGAUAAUGGUGGUCGUGUAAUUCGUGGUCAAAGCGUACCAAUAGACAGGCCAAAUGCCAUGAACUCUUUGAUAGCAUGCAACAGUUAUUCGAACAGGGCUGGAGCAUGGUCAAGAGCAUCUUACAGUGGACGAUAUUCUCACAGUUAUGGUUCGAUUGAAAACAAAAGAUUUAUCGAAUUGACAACGUGAUCAUAUUUAGAAAAAUGAAUAUUACAAGUAAAAGAUCAAAGGAGUAAGAUUCUCGGCAGGAAACUCAAUUCGUGAAAAGUUUUUAAUUCGACUUAUUUGAAUUAAUAUAUUAUUAUUAUUAUUAUUAUUAUUAUUAUUAU